This is a messenger RNA of Eupeodes corollae, 635 nucleotides long. RefSeq lists its product as uncharacterized. NCBI's taxonomy places the organism in Eukaryota, Metazoa, Arthropoda, Insecta, Diptera, Syrphidae. The transcript has 2 exons. The coding region runs from base 27 to 515 and encodes 162 amino acids. The record is from RefSeq and is a predicted model, not a curated record.
CAGCAACUAAUUUGACAUCAAUCAGAAUGUUUUGCUCACCUGUUCUAUUUGUUGCUAUUUCUGUGGCUUGUGUUGCUUCAACAGCACUUGCACUACCAACGAAAAUUGACAAAGAGACGGUCUUCACAGUUACAAUAGUCGAUGAUGUAUCGAAAUUUAAGGAUCUUCCAGCAGGAGCUAAGUUAAUUCCUCUUAGCCAGAGCCGAAGCACUAGAGAUGCUAUAUUGUACACUUUAGGAGAACGCAAAAAAGGUGAUGCUAUAGUAUCGCAGGCUUCCGACUCAUUAACUUUUAAAACACCACAACGCGUAGUGAUGAACUUUAAGUAUCCAUCUGAAGGCGAAGUCACAGCAAUUAUUACUUUUGUUCAAAUUCUGAUAGAACAAAGUAAUAGUGAAGGUCGAGCUUAUGUUGUAUCUGGGGGUAUAGGACAGCGGAGUAUUGAAAUGAUUGUGGAAGCUUCUAACACCACGUUAUUAAAGUUUACCUCCACAAUUUAUGGGAUAGAAGAUUAAUUUACCUAUUUUUCAAUACACUACUUCCAAAUAAUUAUCACUUGUGAUCAAUGUUUUGAUUAUGUUUUGAAUAAAUAACCCUCUUGAGUGAGAAAUCUGCUUAAGAGAAAAACCUGCUUA